This is a messenger RNA of Podospora bellae-mahoneyi, 1062 nucleotides long. RefSeq lists its product as uncharacterized. The transcript has 2 exons. Lineage: Eukaryota; Fungi; Ascomycota; Sordariomycetes; Sordariales; Podosporaceae. The record is from RefSeq and is a predicted model, not a curated record. The coding region runs from base 148 to 948 and encodes 266 amino acids.
GUAGCGCUUGGUAAGAGUUUGCGGGGAUUAGUCGUUCUGCGUGGAUGCAAUCCUGCCUCAUGGCACCCCAACGAGGUAUAACACCCCAGAAUGGUUGUUGAUGAACGACCUUGCGUGCCUUGGGUUGUCCUCGCUUCAUAAUUUUCUAUGACUUUCAAAAUGGCCAUUGAUCCACCCACUUCCUCAACCAAGACCCUCGAGCUUGAGGUUGUUAGAUACGAGCAGCUCAGGAGCAAUGACAACGUUGAGGUGAGGAAGCUAGCCCAGGCCUUGUCUGACCAGGGAAUGCUAUUCUUGGAUCUCCAGAAAUCCACGGCAAAGCAAUUCCUGAAAGACCUGCAAACCGUGAUACAGCAUCAGCGAGCCUUCUUUGAACAGCCGCAGGAGGAGAAGUCCAAAUAUCACACGGGCAUUCGAUACAACGGAUUUUACACUUCCCCCAUUGGUGUCGAAAAGAUCCACCUUGGUCGCAAGGAGCAAAUGGCAGGGGACCGGUCUCAACUUCCCGAAGCACUUCAGCUGGUGGCAGAUAAGGUCGAAAAUGUCUCUUCGUUCAUUGACAAGAUACUCCGCGAGAUUGGCAUGACGUUGGCAAGCUCGAUGGAUGAACCAUUCCCGGCCAGUUUGCAGGACGCCACCAGGCCCGGCCAAAGUCAUCUAACAUUGGGCAUCUCAAAGGCACGUGCCGGGACACCUCUAAUGGACGGCCACACCGAUGACGGUUUCCUCACUCUCACGUUCUAUGACGAGCCCUUUCUCGAAGUCUUGGAUAGGUCUACAAAUGAGUGGAAGUUGGUUGAGGUGAAUUGCAACAUGCCAAUCCUGAAUGUAGCUGCCCAGUCGGCAAAGAACUCGGGAGGUCGGCUGUACAACCCCUGGCAUAGGGUAAAGAUGGGGGAGAACGAGAUAAACUUGGUCAUGUUUGAUCUGUUUGAAGAUUCGAAUUAGUAGACUGCUAAGCUUGAGAUCUUUCGUUUUUUGUCGUUGGAGGGGAUGACAAUGGUUUAGUAGCAAUACAUAUCAUAGCUAGGUAUCAAACACGAAAGCCACCUCAUGUUUUUU